AUGAAUGGAGGCAUGACGGUUGCCUGUAGAGGCCACCAGUGGAGAGCCAAUAGUGAAAAAUUACUACCGGCCCUUAAACAAUCUGCCACUGCUGAAGUCGGUACUGUGAUGCUGGAGACACGCUUCUGCCGACCCGAGCCUCUGCUGCUGGUGACACGGAACGCUGUUGGCCGAGACGAAGACAGAAAACAAGCUGCUGACGGAAACACAAGACAAGCUGCUGGACACCCAGGAAACAGAGCUGAUGUACUAGUAGAACUGACAGUAAAGUACUAUCUGUUAUGCUGUUCUGCCUUCUCUUCUGAACACGUAACUGGUGGAAAUAACCGGCGUUGA
Dibothriocephalus latus is the source of this 336-nucleotide messenger RNA. The record is from the annotation of a GenBank genome assembly. NCBI's taxonomy places the organism in Eukaryota, Metazoa, Platyhelminthes, Cestoda, Diphyllobothriidea, Diphyllobothriidae.